AGACGUGUGACUCACCGUGUCUCUGUUUCACUUCCUGUGAAGAUAGGUCGUCCUGUUCACUCUAUCACAGUCUUAACUCCACUCCUUAACGUCGGUUGUCAGCGGACUGCUUCUGUCUUUGCAAAAUAAAUCCCUCAAUGGAUUCAGCUUGACUGACUAUAAUCAGUUUGGGAGCUCAAACAUGGCUGGAAAUGCACUGGGCAUAGUUUCCUGUCUUCUGCUCCUUGCCUCUCUCAUCCAAGGGCUCCAGGAUGUUGACGUCUUUCACGUUGAAACACUGGAAGCUGUAGUUGGCCAGAACAUCACCUUGACUUGCAUUAUUGGAAAAUAUUCUGAUGUCAGGAUUGUGAGCAUGGAAUGGAGAAAAAAUGAAAGGACAAAGAUUGCUGUGACCAGUCCAGAUUAUGGGGACCAUCUCUUUUGGCCUAAUGUGACUAUCGAAAAGGUGAUAAAUGAUGCAAAAGGGAUGAUGGGGUCCCACCUACACAUCCCUGCAGUGGAGAAAUGGGACAGUGGCACCUAUAGUUGUGAAAUUUCAAGUUUUCCUUUGGGUUCCAUAAGGUAUGAAACAAAGGUUAAGGUCAAAGAUGACAUUAAAAUCGUGUGUGAUACACCAGAGAUUGUUGUGCUUCACUAUGGAGAAAAUGCAACAAUUCAUUGCAGAGAAUUCUCUAAUUCAGUAUACAAAUGGACCAAGGACAAUAAGGUGGUGUCAGAGAAUGCAUCUCUGGAGCUUUGGCAGGUGUCGGCUGCUCAUACAGGGGUGUAUAAUCUGACAGUUAAAGCAGAAGACAAAAGCUUGCAUAAAGAAUUUAUCAUCUCGGUGCUAACAGCAACCACAAGCUUCAGGACAGCUUCAGAUCCUGUGACGGUGUCAGCACAGACUCUUCCUGAGUCAGCACAAACCAGCCUGACUACAUCACUUACCACUGGGUCUGCAACUCGUGGAAACGGGACAACUCGUCCAAACACCGGGGACGUCUCUGUCACAGCUGAAGAGCAUUUAUCUCCCUCCACCAUUUCACCAAAUAUCAGUGUUCCAUCAUCCCCUGCCACACACUCUGACACCUACCAUUCACUCAGUUCCACUUAUGUCACCGCUGUGUUCAGAUCAACACAGAAAAUGGCCGGAGGUGAGACGACAACCGAGUCCGAGACUCACACACUCCAGCCAAAACAAAUUUCAGUCAGCACAGAGGAGUCUAGCCCUUCAGGAAGCCUUUCUCAGAGCUCUAAACAUCCAAUUGAAAUCCCAUCCGGAACCACAAGAAUCACGGUGCUGGACAGAGGAAGUGGACAGAGUCAUCGGUUGUUGUUGUCACUCCUCAUACCAGUGCUGCUACUGAUUGCUUUGGCUGGCUUUUUCUAUUGGAGACAUAUCAGAAAGAAAAGGAUGGAUUUGCCGCCUCCCUUCAAACCUCCUCCACCUCCAAUCAAAUAUACAGCUGUCAGACAUAGUGAGGCCUUCACAGAGUCCUUCCCCAUCUCAAGGUGCAACUCAGUCGUAGAGCCCAAAGAAAUAACACCAACGUUUACCAUGGCAUGAAAGUUUAUGUCCUGAUAAAGUUUACAGUUGCACAAUGUUCAUCAUGGAAGGAUUAUUAAUAAAUACAAGUAGAAACCCUUUGAGAAGAUUGAGUCAAGCAAAGUGACUCAAGAACUGAACUAUAAGUCUAUGAAGCAGGUCUUAUAGAGUCAUGAACCCUCCAAAGAGGACGCAUCUCAACGUUAUUGAAGCAGCUACUGUUUAUAUGUACAUGUGUGAAAUGAAUAUAUUGAAAUGUAUGUGUUGAAAUAAACAAAUAAAGCAUGUUUGCACGUAUACAUGACUUGAAAAUGAAC
Messenger RNA from Menidia menidia (Atlantic silverside), 1842 nucleotides. Lineage: Eukaryota; Metazoa; Chordata; Actinopteri; Atheriniformes; Atherinopsidae. The record is from the annotation of a GenBank genome assembly.